UAGCGAGUUAACGCAGAUAAAAGUGGACGUGACGCUGUUGGCGGACGGGGCGGUGGGCGGUGAAGACGGUUGAUUGAUGAUUAGAUUUACGGUGUGGAUCACGGCGGGGAGAGAGGAUGACUCACUCUCCGUCUGAUGUGAUGUUCACCCCGCAACAGCUCGGCAGUGCGGUGGCACGCCGGUAGCUCGGCCUGACAUAUCGACGUGUGCGUGUGUGUGAGUGAGUGAGUGUGCUCCACCAGUAAUAAUAAUACUAAUAAUAAAAAGUCCAACUUUAUCAAACAGUUGAGAUGCUCGUUUACUGCAAACUUGACCGGCUGUCACGCGGCAGUUAGGGAGAGAGAGCGAGCGUCGUGAUUUACCGUAAAUUUCGUGACGCCUGAUUGCCAUGGAAACAGUGCUCGUGUGCUGCUGAGAGGGAACUGUCCGCGUUAACUUCAGCAUCAACCUCUCAGAUAAAAACCUGUUGGAUAUCUCAGUAUUCUCCCCCCCCUUUUUUUCUUUUCCUCGUGUUGCGGCUCUGGCCUCACUUUUCAUUGAAUUCGGCCACAGAACAGGUGAGGAUGAUGGAGCUUCAAGCGGAGAAGAGGUUCCACAACUUGACCCUCGAGCAAAUCCAAGCUCUUGACAAGGUCUUGACUGAGGUGAUCCCCAUCCACGGCCGAGGGAAUUUUCCAACACUGCAGGUGAGAGCGAAAGACAUCAUUCGCGUGGUGAAGGAUCGGCUGAUCGAAAGAGACAUCCAGGUGAAAGAUAUACGGCUGAAUGGUGCAACUGCCAGCCACGUCCUGGUGAAGGAUAACGGCCUCGGAUACAGAGACCUGGACAUCAUUUUUGGAGUGGAGCUGCCGAGACAGGAGGACCUCCAGGUGAUUAAGGAGGUGGUGCUCGGCAGCCUACGAGACCUCCUCCCUUGUGGAGUGAACAGACGAAAAAUCACCUGCCUGACGAUGAAAGAGGCCUAUGUGCAAAAGAUGGUGAAAGUUUUCAAUGAGCACGACAGAUGGAGCCUCAUCUCUCUUUCUAACAACAGAGCGAAAACCGUGGGGCUCCGAUUUGUGAGCUCGCUUCGGAGACAGUUUGAGUUCAGCGUGGAUUCCUUCCAGAUCAUAUUAGAUCGUAUGCUGGAGUCUUACUGGGAGACCGAAAGGAAACAAGGAGGAAAGUUGGCUUUGAAUGCUGGGAAUGUGUCAAAAAGAGACAAUGAGGAUGAAAACAAAGAGCAAGGCCAAGCAAGUACUCCCCUGGAUGUAGAAGCGGAUAUUAAAAAAGAUUCGGCAAUGGCAACUGGCGGAGAAAGUCAAAGCCAGGAUCAAGCAAUUUCUGUGCCAGAGAAAGAUCUUCCGCAUGCAGAGGUUGAGCAUGUAGAUGGAAAGCAUGAGGCACAAGAGGCGUUAGAAGCUGAGGGAGUUGACUUACAGGGAGAGGAAGUGGAUGACAUAGAGGAUGUUCAUUCAGAGGAGGACAUUGUGUUUGAGCUAUGUGAGGAAAAUAGUGAAGCAAAAGGACCGUUCCAUGCUGAUUAUCCUUUAGUUUCAUCCCCUAAAACUUUAUUUACAGACGUCAGGGAUACGCUGACGACACACGCAUGUUUAAAGCUUCAGAGCAACGAAGAUCUCUCUGGAUCACAGGCUUCCCAGCCAGCGCCUGUGACGCUUACACAAAAGUCAGCUCCGCAAGAGAAAGAACAUUGUGAGGAAAUGACUCCGUUCAAAGUAGACUCUGUAAUCUGUAGGACUGAAAACGCCCCAACCCUGCAAGAUUCACGUCUGGAGUUUUCCUUUCCUCCUCCAGCUAAGAAAACGUGCAGCACAUCACAGGACAUUGUACCAGAUUAUUGCCCCUCACCGAAAUUACAAAGAAAGUUGUCACGAAAGAUGAUCACUAAACCUGAGAAAUGGUCUUUACUGACUGAUUUAUCGGAUCUUACAACACAGCUGUUUCCACCCAUAGAAAUCCCUAAACCGCUUCAGCGAAAGUCUUCUUUACAUGACGGCGCUCAAGGUAUACACUCAAACGCUCCGGCCUCAAAGCCGGAGACCUUAGACACCCUUACAGUUCCCACAUUCAGUCCAGCCAGUACACCUCAGGAGGGGACUGGCUUGAAUGAGACUGAAGAACAAAGUGUAAAGCCGAAACACUCAAAGAAGCCGCCUGAUUCAGAUGCUAAAAGCGACACAUGUGGCACAAAUGCAGCCUCACAGCCUCAGAUCAGUGAGCACCCAACACCCCAGCUGGCAGACGCUGUCCCGAAAAGCUUUGGAGCGAGCUCCUGGGCAGGGGUGACACAGCAGCCCACCAUCACUGUCGAAGCAGAGUGCAUGUACGGAGACUUUGAACAGGCGCUGGACCACCUCCGGCGACGCCUCAUCGCCACCCACAACCCAGAGGAGAUCCGAGGAGGCGGCCUGCUGAAAUACAGCGACCUGCUGGUGAGGAACUUCAGACCGGCCAGCGAGACGGAGAUCAAGUCCUUGGAGCGAUACAUGUGCUCCCGCUUCUUCAUUGACUUCCCCGACGUGAGCGAGCAGCAGCGAAAGAUUGAGGCCUACCUGCAGUGCCAUUUCAUCGGCAACGAGGAGGCGAGCAAGUACGACUACCUGAUGACCCUGCGGCGCGUGAUAGAUGAAAGCACGGUGUGUUUGAUGGGACACGAGAGGAGACAGACGCUCAACAUGAUCACAGUCCUGGCUCUGAGGGUGCUGGGCGAGCAAAACGCCAUCCCCAACACGGCCAACGUCACCUGUUUCUACCAGCCGGCUCCAUACAUGUCAGAGCCAAUUUACAGCAGCUACUUCAUCACCCAGGCCCAGCCCCCGCUCGUCUACCACCCCUACCCUCUACAUGUCCACAUGCAGACUGGCCUGGUGUAGCUCCAGUGACAUGCCCACAGGGAGGCAUGUAGGCUGCUUUCAGCAUGGUGCUCUGCACACAGAGGCACAAAUGGAAGUUUUAACAACAACACAGUGUUGUUUAAUGCUUUGAGAUCCCUCCUGCUUAUGACAUGAAAGACGAUGAAAGGUCAGAACUGAAAAGGGGUCUGGAGGCAAAGCAUGUCACCCUUUCCAGAUGAACACUUUUGAAAAGGAAAGAAAAUGCUAAGAGCCCACUUUUCAGAGAGCUGGUCGAGAGGAUUUCAUGGAAGUGGAGGGACUUUGUUUGGGGCUGUUUGAGCUACAGUUCAGGCAGGGCUCUACAGAGGUCACCCGCCACUGUCAAGGAGAACGUUGAAGUCUGAAAAUUCUCUAUGGCUAGAAGAUUAAUUUCUUUAACAUAUAAAAACAUAAUCUAUGAAACACUAAAAUCUUGAUUUGGUUAAAGUUUCUAUAUAAGUAAAUCCUUACUGUUUCAGAGGGGUUAAAACCCCAUAUAGGUGUGUUGUGAGUCAUUAGUCAGUGUGGAGUAAAUUUCAGCCCAUGACUGUCCCUGUGUAUUUACUGUAUAGAUAUAGGAUACAUUUCACCGAGGGUCUACAUUAGAUACAAGUUAGUGUGGUAUUUCCAUGAUAUUGUAAGUUCUGUAUUUGUGACCGUAAACACCUACAUUUAAAGGAAGAGAGAGAGACAAGAGUGCAAGUUACUUUAGGGACUGUGAGAACAUUAUUUGUGUGGUCGUCCCCUCACCACACAAAUAAUUAUCUCACUGUCAAGUAACUGAAGCGUGGAUGUUUUUGGAACCUUGUGUUUUUGGGGUGAAAAAAGAAGAACAUCUCCUACUAAUGAAAAAAAAAAGCAAUUCUAUUAAAGUUAAGUUUGGAAACACAUCUUUAUUUAUUGUUUAAUAAGAGUUUAACACUGUACAACUCAGCUGAUGUGUUUCAUCAGGACUGUGAGGACGGUAUGGUUUGAUCAGAUUUAUACAACAUCCUAAUUCAUGUUGCUCCAGGACAAUCGUGGCUACUGACAAAAAAAGAGACCACAUAGCAGUAAUGGUGGUUGACUGGGUGAGGCACCGGACUUUCACCCAGGCGACUGGGGUCUUGGUCCUGCUUGCAGUGUAUUGUUACAUUGCUGACUUGUUGUUUUUAGCCCUGAAUCCUGGUGACUGGAAUUAGUUUUACUUGGUAAAAAUUAUCAAGUAAAAAAGUCGCUGCAAAUCACCCACCAUAUUUCACCAAACACAGAAGACUAACUUCUCCCGUGUGUAUUUAUUCAGUCUUUUCCUGAGUUUGCAAAAAUGUGAUUGGUCCUGGUCCUGGAGCAGUGUUAAUUAUGAUGUUGUAAGGAACAACUCCAACACACAGCGAUAAGAGAUUGCGAAUGAAAUCACCACAAGCUUGAAAUCUUGCUCGAACAGAAAGAUUUAUGUUCUUGUGGGACUUGUUGGGACUGCACACAUAAUGAAACGCUGAUUAAGACAAUUAUUUCAGGGCCUUUAAUGUUUUCUUUAACAAUUAAAAGUGUACUUAUGUAACUUUGAAUUACACUUCAAAGGAAAGUUGAAGAAUAUAAAAGCAGAAUGAGGGGGAAAAAAGACCCCUCACCCUUUCCUGACCCCCCCCCAAUAAUUUUCCUACAGCCCCUCAGAAUAUUAAACCAAUAAUUGUGACCAAUGAAGUGGCCCUAUCUCAUCUGUUUUCUUAUUCCAUGCCACAGAAGCAGCACACAGAUAAAGAAAGCCUUGGCUGUUUUUAAUUUAGGAGAAACUUAUAUAGUUACAUAUGGAUUGAACUGCUGAAAAUGCAUCAGGCACGUCGACUUCUGUUUUCUCAUUUCAGUCCUCAACAGGCUGUGUGUAUUAUAUGGUGACAGUCGUUUGUUGUAGUGGACAUAGUGAAUGUCACUUUUUUAAAUUAUUAAAGUAGUCUGCCAGCCGUUAUUGCACUCUGUCCCUGUGCGUUUGUUCAUUGUGUAUGUAUGCAUAGCUACAGUAUGUACUCCGUAUUACAUUUAAAAAAAAAAGAUGAUUAAAGCACAGGUUAGGACGUGUGGGCUAAAUCUGAGACUGAAGCACAAUGUAAAUGCACAUAGUUGUUGUUGAGUAUUAAAGGUGUUUCUGACAUGCUCGUGAAUCUCUGAACUAAAUAUUGAAGAUUAAAAUACUGUGUGCAGUAGUGCCCUGUGUAGCUGUAAAGUGAUGUAUCUAUCUUAUGGGUAUGUUGUGUGUCGUUAAGGAACUAUUUCACCGGUAGAGAAGUUAAAAUAUUCCUGUUAUGAUGUCUAGAUGCUCAGAUUGUUGUGUUAUUGUGGUAAUAAAUAUAACACAACCACUCUC
This is a messenger RNA of Acanthopagrus latus (yellowfin seabream), 5214 nucleotides long. RefSeq lists its product as uncharacterized. The transcript has 2 exons. Gene Ontology annotation, biological process: mRNA stabilization. The record is from RefSeq and is a predicted model, not a curated record. Lineage: Eukaryota; Metazoa; Chordata; Actinopteri; Spariformes; Sparidae. Gene Ontology annotation, molecular function: poly(A) RNA polymerase activity; RNA binding. The coding region runs from base 564 to 2873 and encodes 769 amino acids.